GUUCUUCUAAACACUUCUCCGGACUUCAGCUCCUCGGUCAACUGGGUUUAUCUCCAUCACAGAAAGAUGUCUUGCUCCAGCCUGUGCUAUCCAGAAUGCGGGGUGGCCCGACCCAGUCCAGUUUCUGGCAGCUGCAACGAGCCGUGCGUUAGGCAGUGUCCUGACUCUGAAGUCAUCAUCAGACCAUCACCGGUUGUUGUAACCAUCCCAGGACCAAUUCUCAGCAAUUUCCCUCAGCAGAGUGAAGUGGGAGCCGUUGGAGCACCUGUGGUCGGAGCCGGCUACGGGGGCUCAUUCGGUUUGGGCGGAUUGUACGGCUAUGGAGGUCAUUACGGAGGAUUGUAUGGUUUUGGGGGAUUAGGUGGUUACGGGGGCCGUUAUGGUUAUGGGGGAGGUUAUGGGGGUGGUUACGGGGGAUUGUGUGGUUACGGGGGCCGUUAUGGUUAUGGGGGGUUGAGUGGUUACGGCGGCCGUUAUGGUGGACUGUGUGGUUACGGAGGAGGUUACGGUUAUGGGGGAGCAUGCAGUUCCGGGGUAUCUUGCCAUAGGUACCUGAGUGGAAGCUGUACACCAUGUUAAACCCGGCAGGAAUAUCAAUGGUAAAAGAAAAGACCAGGAAAUGAACAACAAGCUAGAGAUUCAGAGAUUUCAGAAGUGCUGGGCAGGCAUGGCUCCACUUGAAUUCAAUGCAAACUGUGUCUGCUCAGCCCCUUUAUCUCAUAGACCGAUUGCUAAUAUUAUGUUUAUAAACUCUUUCUGCCAAUACUUUCCCAACCACGUGCUUAUUCUCCUAGUCACACGUGGACUUGUU
Messenger RNA from Malaclemys terrapin pileata, 811 nucleotides. Its product is annotated as claw keratin-like. Lineage: Eukaryota; Metazoa; Chordata; Testudines; Emydidae. Gene Ontology annotation, molecular function: structural constituent of cytoskeleton. The record is from RefSeq and is a predicted model, not a curated record. The transcript has 2 exons. Gene Ontology annotation, cellular component: intermediate filament. Bases 67 to 579 code for a protein of 170 amino acids.